This is a messenger RNA of Durio zibethinus, 2232 nucleotides long. Its product is annotated as CBL-interacting serine/threonine-protein kinase 12-like. The record is from RefSeq and is a predicted model, not a curated record. NCBI's taxonomy places the organism in Eukaryota, Viridiplantae, Streptophyta, Magnoliopsida, Malvales, Malvaceae. Gene Ontology annotation, biological process: signal transduction; protein phosphorylation. Gene Ontology annotation, molecular function: ATP binding; protein serine/threonine kinase activity.
UUCUCCAACCUCGUAACAAAUUCAAUUUCUUUAGACCACUCACCCAACCUCUCAACCAAAAACAGAGGAAAAAAGACUCAAAUUUUCCGCUUUCAAGUGGCCAAUCAUUAACCAUUCAAAUUUCAUUAUCUCAAGUAACCAAACCCUAACCUUCACGACAAUGGAUUUCACCUCCGUCGCCGCCUCGGCAAAGAAAGACACGAACGGCGGCCCAGCUCUUCUAUUAGGACGGUACGAGGUCGGGAAACUCCUCGGACAUGGCGCUUUCGCUAAAGUUUACCUCGCUCGCAACAUCAAAUCCGGUGACAGCGUAGCCAUCAAAGUAAUCGACAAGGAAAAGGUGCUCAAAGGUGGGUUAAUCGCUCACAUCAAGCGCGAAAUCGCCAUCCUCCGCCGCGUGCGCCACCCGAACAUCGUCCAACUCUUCGAAGUCAUGGCCACCAAAUCUAAGAUCUACUUCGUCAUGGAAUACGUCCGUGGUGGUGAACUCUUCAACAAAGUGGCCAAAGGCCGAUUAAAAGAAGACGUCGCCAGGAAAUACUUCCAGCAAUUAAUCUCAGCUGUCAAUUUCUGUCACGCCCGCGGCGUUUACCACCGCGACUUGAAGCCCGAGAAUCUACUCCUCGAUGAAAACGGGGAUUUGAAAGUUUCCGAUUUCGGGUUGAGCGCCGUUUCGGAUCAGAUCCGACAAGACGGUUUGUUUCAUACGUUUUGCGGGACCCCUGCUUACGUGGCACCGGAAGUUUUGGCGAGGAGAGGAUACGAUGCGGCGAAAGUAGAUAUCUGGUCUUGCGGGGUAAUUCUGUUCGUUUUAAUGGCGGGGUAUUUACCGUUUCACGAUCAUAACGUUAUGGCUAUGUAUAAGAAGAUUUACAAGGGUGAGUUUAGGUGUCCGAGAUGGUUUUCGUCUGAGUUAACUAGGUUACUUACGAAGCUUCUGGAUACGAAUCCCGAAACGAGAAUAACGAUCCCGGAAAUCAUGGAGAAUCGUUGGUUUAAAAAGGGGUUUAAACAUAUUAAAUUUUACAUUGAAGAUGAUAAAUUUUGCAGUGUUGAGGAGGACGAUUAUGACGGGGGAUCAUGUUCGGACCAUUCAUCAUAUUCUGAAUCAGAAGCUGAUUUUGAAAAUAGGAGGAAAGUCGCUUCAUUGCCGAGGCCAGCUAGUUUGAAUGCGUUUGAUCUUAUCUCUUUUUCCCCGGGGUUUAAUUUAUCUGGAUUGUUUGACGGAGACGAAGGGGCGAGGUUUGUGUCCGGGGCGCCGGUUUCGAAAAUUAUAUCGAAAUUGGAGGAGAUAGCCAAAGUGGUUAGUUUUACAGUGAGGAAAAAGGAUUGUAGAGUGAGCUUGGAGGGUUCUAGAGAGGGGGUGAAAGGGCCAUUGACGAUUGCUGCUGAGAUAUUCGAGCUGACGCCUGCUUUGGUUGUUGUAGAAGUGAAAAAGAAAGGAGGGGACCGAGGAGAGUAUGAGGAGUUUUGUAACAGGGAACUGAAACCUGGGUUAGAGAAUUUGAUGCUGGAGGAAUCAGGACCUGCUGCUGCUGCCGCUUCAUAUUUACCUUCGGAUACGGAAUAGAGAUAGAGAGAGCGGAGGAAGGGAAAAGGGUAAGCUUUUCCCUUUCUCUGUUUUUCUAUUCCUUUUGCUAAGGCUUUUGUAUCAUAAACGAUUCUUUUUUUCGCUCCUUUCGAUUUUGUUUUUGGCUUGCUAUUAAGGCUUUAGACGACUUGAUAUAUUUGUUUCUAUGAUCUAUUCUUGUAUCGAGAAGGAUAGAUUAGAUUACAGGGAAUUGGAUACAAAUUUCUACUAAUCUUAGCAAUUGGAUUUCUGGCUUGUAUAUACUCAUCAACUUUAUUGAGAAAUGAAUUAAUGACACAUUAAUGUUGUCAAAUUACGAGAUUGGUCUAUUUACCCACCCAAAAAAUGAUAAUUUUUUUUACAAUAAUUUGACUAAAUUUUGUUUCUGUACUUUUGGGAUUGUAAAAUUUCAAUUCAAAAUCUAAAAUGAGUUACAAAAUCCAUGUGGCCAGCAGAGUUUAGUGUUUUCUGCUGGUAUAUGAAAGUUUGUCGAUCUUGUUGGUUUUAACUAGAAGAAUUAAAACCUAAUUUGGAACCAUAAAAAAUGUGAAGCAGCCGUUUUGAAGGUAUGGUGAUUAGGAGAUUUUUUUUAUGUAUGCGGAAAAGUUUUCGCCUUCUCGUAGUAAUGUUUGCCCGUCUUUCCACUUAAGGUCGUAGAUAGA